AGUGGAUAUGCUGGAGUGGGGAUUGGCUCAACGAGCGUUGACGAAUUCCUGAUAAGAGAAUCGCGCUGGCGACAACGCGCACCCCUCGCCGGUCCACGUCAGCAACAUGCGGCCGCUGUUGUGAAGCAGGAUGCCGCCGCCGCUGAUCAGAAGGGCCUCGAAAAAGCACUGCUUGGUGUUUUUAGUGGAUCAUGCCAGGAAGAGGAAACCGGUGUCGUCCUCGCCUCCUGUGAACUUUAUGAUGUCAGUCAGGAUAGGUCAGAGCACUCGCGACGCUCUCCCCCCCCCGCCUAG
Molecule: messenger RNA, 294 nt
Organism: Dibothriocephalus latus
Lineage: Eukaryota; Metazoa; Platyhelminthes; Cestoda; Diphyllobothriidea; Diphyllobothriidae
Source: the annotation of a GenBank genome assembly